Argiope bruennichi is the source of this 672-nucleotide messenger RNA. RefSeq lists its product as uncharacterized. Bases 57 to 512 code for a protein of 151 amino acids. The transcript is spliced from 6 exons. Lineage: Eukaryota; Metazoa; Arthropoda; Arachnida; Araneae; Araneidae. The record is from RefSeq and is a predicted model, not a curated record.
AGUAAAAAGAUACAGCCAAAGCCCCAGUUUUAACCGCUAAAGUGUAUAAGUGCAAAAUGUGGAGCAAAAUCAUUCCUUCCUUUCUGGUCACUUUUUGUCUGGUAGUGAUAAUUCAAAGCAAAGUUCCAAAACCAGAUAAUCUGGCCGAUUAUUAUAAAUGCUGGACGUAUGCUGAAUGCGAUUCAGAUGGAACGGCUCAUGACAAAUUAAUAAACUGCUUCUCUUCGAUACCGUUUGAGCAAUUAUAUCCGAUAUUCAAGUAUUUUAAUGACAGUUACUAUGAGUUUCAUACCGAUAGCGUAAAGGGAGCAAUCCAAGAAUAUUGCAAUAAAAGCGGAGAAGAUCAAGUAAAUGCUUUUGUUAAGACCUUCCAGGGUAUUUUCGACUACCAGGAUAUGGCAUGCGAUUCUUCAGGAAUGAACGUGAAAUGCAAAAGUGCAUCAACUUUAUUGGACUGCUUUUUCUCACUGCUUAAUAAGCUGAAGGCUAACAACGAAUGUACUCUAAAUUAAUGAGGCAUGAAGAAGCUCAAAAUUUAUUUAUCCCUGCAAACGGAUUUAUAAGUCCCAUUUGUUACUAAUUUUUUUUAUUUGUAAUAAAUAUCAUCAAUUACAAAUUUUUUUUAUUUGUAAUCAAGAAAAUCUUUUGAAGUAAAGUUGUUGAAAGAAAGCA